CACAGUCCCUCAACACCCGGUUGGGAAACGCUAUUGUUCUAAGGUGUUAAUCCCCCGACCGCUGGUAACAGUGCGCGUUAUGCUUGUGGAGUGAAGCCGAUGACGUCAUAGCAUCACGGCGUCUUUCUGAAUUUGAAUUGUCUUCCGUUCUGCUCCAGUGAAACUUGUGCUGUUUUAUACAGUUUAUUCCGAAAAUAUUCCUAGAUACGCGUGUAAUAGUACUCGUAAAGACUUUCUGAUAAGAUCAAACUUAGAUCGUGUUUGUAAUUGUUAUAGCAGUGAUUAGAAAUCUGGUAUCAGUGGUGAAGCCAUACAAAAGUUUGCCAGUAUGCCAUACAAAUUAAAUAAAUGGAAACGCCCGAAAGGAUACUAUGCAAAGGUGCAUGAGAAAAGGAAGCUAUCUAAACAGUUAAAGGCAGAGGAACAUACUAGUACCUGCAUUUCCAACAUAUCAGAUCUACAGAAACAUGUUGGUCUUGUGACAUUGCCAUCAAAUUGGUCUGUUCUAAAGUCGCCAACAGAAAUCAGAUUCAGCCAGAUAGAGUUUAUCGGGGAUGAGUCAACAGUUUCCAGAUGCGUUAUGGUGGGGGAAGAUUUAACAUGGCAAGUGAAGCUUCAUGGGCGAUACAUCCCCAAAAACCAUUCCAUCUUUGAAGGCAUAUCUUCUGCAGUUACUGAUGUUGACAUGGUCACAACUCUUAUUAGUGAGGCUGUGAAAUGCAAGAUGUGCCCAGGAAACUUUGAUCAAUCAUAUAUUGAUCUAGUUCGAGGUAAAGGUGGGGAAAUUGUGAAGGCCACUUCCUUGUCAGGGGAGAAAACCAGUUCAGACAGUAAAGUGAACCUUAGAUUCCUUAGUCCCACAGAACUGAGGGAAAGAGCAUCGAAUCUACAGAAAGAGAAGAUGACUUUAAAGCGGUCCUUGAGCAGAACUGUGAAACAACUUGUUUCAUCUGAAGGGAUUGCAAUUGAUGGGACAUUACAGAGCGACUUUAAAGCUAUAAUGGAGGAAAACAAUCAUUCUGCCUAUGAAGCACUCAGGAGUUCCGGUUUCGUGAAACUGCCUAGUCAAAUUACAUUAAGCCCAAACCAGGAAUUAGUCAACCAGUGUUGA
Molecule: messenger RNA, 1111 nt
Organism: Saccoglossus kowalevskii
Lineage: Eukaryota; Metazoa; Hemichordata; Enteropneusta; Harrimaniidae
Source: RefSeq, a predicted model, not a curated record